ACCCGGGGCCGAUGCCGCGGCCCCGCCGCUCCCCUCAGAGGGCCACGACCCCCGCCGCAGCCAGGCCGUGCCGGUAGGGGUGGCCCUGCCGCCCCAGGUUGAAGAACCCCGGCGUCCCCCCCCACCGAUUCCUCCGAGUCUCAGACGGCGGUCACCAGCCCGCUCCGCAGCUCACGCCGGGGCGAUGCCUUCACGUCCAGCCCUGGCCGAGACCUGCCGCCCUUCGAGGAUGAGUCGGAGGGGCUCCUGGGGACCGAAGGGCUCCCUGAGGAGGAAGAAGAAGGAGAAGAGCUCAUUGGGGAAGGGAUGGAGAGGGACUACCGCCCCAUCCCCGAGCUGGACGUCUACGAAGCAGAGGGCCUGGCCUUGGAUGAUGAAGAUGUGGAGGAGCUGACAGCCAGCCAGAGGGAAGCUGCGGAGCGAGUCAUGAGGCAGCGAGACCGAGAGCUGGAGCAGGGCAUGGGCCGCAUGAGGAGGGGACUGCUCUAUGAUAGUGAUGAUGAAGAUGAAGAUCGUCCUUCACGGAAGAGGCGGCUGGCAGAACGAGCAGCCGAUGGUAUUGAGGAGGAAGAUGAGGACAUGAUUGAGAGCAUUGAGAAUCUUGAAGACAUGAAAGGGCAUUCAGUGAGGGAGUGGGUUUCCAUGGCAGCUCCCCGGCUUGAGAUCUACCACCGCUUCAAGAACUUCUUGAAGACCCAUGUGGAUGACCAUGGGCACAAUGUCUUCAAGGAGAGGAUCAGCGACAUGUGCAAAGAGAACAGAGAGAGUCUGGUGGUGAACUAUGAGGAUCUGGCAGCCCAGGAACAUGUCCUUGCCUACUUUCUGCCUGAGGCCCCAGCAGAAAUGCUGAAGAUCUUUGAUGAAGCAGCCAAGGAAGUGGUGUUGGCCAUGUACCCCAAAUACGAUCGUAUUGCUCAGGAGAUCCAUGUCCGUAUCUCCCACCUUCCCCUGGUGGAAGAGCUGCGGUCACUCAGGCAGCUCCACUUGAAUCAGUUGAUCCGGACCAGUGGAGUGGUGACAAGUUGCACAGGGGUCCUGCCUCAGCUCAGCAUGGUGAAAUACAAUUGCAGCAAGUGCAGCUUCAUCCUAGGACCAUUUUUCCAGUCCCAGAACCAGGAGGUGAAACCUGGUUCUUGUCCAGAGUGUCAGUCUCUGGGGCCCUUUGAAAUCAACAUGGAAGAGACAGUCUAUCAGAACUAUCAGCGCAUCAAAAUCCAGGAGAGCCCUGGGAAGGUAGCUGCUGGCAGGCUGCCCCGCUCCAAGGAUGCCAUUCUCCUUGCUGAUCUGGUUGACAGCUGCAAGCCAGGGGAUGAGAUUGAGCUGACAGGGAUCUACCACAACAACUAUGAUGGCUCUUUGAACACUGCCAAUGGGUUCCCAGUGUUCGCAACUGUGAUCCUGGCCAACCACAUUGCCAAGAAGGACAACAAGCUGGCUAUUGGAGAACUGACUGAUGAAGAUGUGAAAGUGAUUGUGGGUCUGUCCAAGGAUGAGCAAAUUGGGGAGAAGAUUUUUGCCAGCAUUGCCCCAUCUAUUUAUGGGCAUGAAGAUAUCAAGAGGGGCUUAGCUUUAUCUCUCUUUGGUGGAGAGCCCAAAAACCCAGGUGGCAAACACAAAGUCCGUGGUGACAUCAAUGUCCUUCUCUGUGGAGACCCUGGUACUGCAAAAUCACAGUUUCUUAAAUACAUAGAGAAGGCAUCCAGCAGAGCAAUCUUCACCACUGGCCAAGGUGCUUCUGCUGUGGGCCUCACAGCCUAUGUCCAGAGGCACCCAGUCAGCAAGGAGUGGACUCUAGAGGCAGGAGCCCUUGUGCUGGCUGACAGAGGUGUCUGCCUGAUCGAUGAAUUUGACAAGAUGAAUGAUCAAGACAGGACCAGCAUCCAUGAAGCCAUGGAGCAGCAAAGCAUUUCCAUCUCCAAAGCAGGCAUUGUCACGUCCUUGCAAGCCCGCUGCACUGUUAUUGCUGCUGCUAAUCCUAUAGGUGGGCGUUACGACCCCUCAUUAACUUUCUCAGAGAAUGUAGACCUGACAGAGCCCAUCAUCUCUCGAUUUGAUAUCCUGUGUGUGGUGAGAGACACAGUGGACCCUGUGCAGGAUGAAAUGCUUGCCCGGUUUGUUGUUGGCAGCCAUGUCAAACACCACCCAGGUAGCAAGGAGGCAGUGAAUGGGGAUGCCAAUGAGGUUGUUCUCCCCAAUACAUAUGGGGUUGAGCCCAUUCCCCAAGAGAUCCUGAGGAAAUACAUCAUCUAUGCCAAAGAGAAGGUCCACCCAAAACUCAACCAGAUGGACCAGGACAAGGUGGCUCGGAUGUACAGUGACCUCAGGAAAGAGUCUAUGGCGACCGGCAGCAUCCCCAUCACCGUGCGUCACAUCGAGUCCAUGAUCCGGAUGGCUGAGGCUCAUGCCCGCAUGCACCUAAGGGACUAUGUGGUAGAAGAUGAUGUCAACAUGGCCAUCCGGGUGAUGCUGGAGAGCUUCAUCGACACGCAGAAGUUCAGUGUCAUGCGGAGCAUGCGCAAGACAUUCUCCCGCUACCUUUCAUUCAAGCGAGACAACAAUGAGCUGCUGCUGUUCAUCCUGAAGCAGCUGGUUGCAGAGCAGGUGAUGUACCAGAGAAACCGCUUUGGAGCCCAGCAAGACACCAUAGAAGUCCCAGAGAAGGAUCUGGUGGAUAAGGCUCGGCAGAUCAACAUCCACAACCUCUCAGCCUUCUAUGACAGUGAAGUGUUCAAGAUGAACAGGUUCAGCCGGGAUGUGAAGCGGAAGCUGAUUGUGCAGCAGUUCUGAGGCUGGAAGCAGAGUUCCCUACAUGCUACACCUUGCAGCUCUCCCAGGAACAAUACCUCUCGUGAUCCAGAGGGACUCAGCUGUACAUUCUCUUACUUGCUUUGCGCCUUACGGAGUGCUGAGCUGCUGAAGACCUUGUAAAUAGAACAGAGUUAGUUAAAUGCCCAACCAAGUCUGUUUAGCAACUUCAUUCACUGUUUUGCCUUGUAGCUAAGCACAACAGGGAGAGAAUUGCUGGCCACAUAGGUGGCAUGUUUGCUGUUUGUUUGUCAUAGUUGUUAUGGGCUCAGCUGCAGGAGGAACUGAGUGGGAGCAAUAGAAAAGCAUUUGUCUGCCUUAUCCAUGCCCCUUGCAUUGCAAGCACCCUCAGGGAUUCUCUUUUCCCAUCUCUGGUGACUGUACAGCCUGCUGGGUGGUAACUGAGACUGCUUUCAACUCUCCAUGAACCAGUCAGCCUCUUGGCUCCAGGCCUUUGUGCUUGACACUUGACAUUUCCCCAGGUGCCCUCAUAGGUUGACCUUGUGCUUGGUUUCUGCAAGGGGAAGGGGGGUGGGCAGAGGAAGAUGAGAACUGAAGUAAAACAACUCUUUCUCGUACUAAUGGUGAUCUGUAUGGGCAGUGAAACCUCCUUCAGUACAUGCUGGGGCAUCAUGCAGAAGCCUUUGGUCUUCCCCUGACUUAAUGAGUAUUAUCUCUGCAGCUGUCAGCAGAUGUGAAUUUCUGGCUGGACCAAACAUCACCUCACACGUUUGUUGAGGGUGAAGUACCCAUGGUGCUGGUGUUGAGGGUAGGAAUGGAAGAACCCUGAGCUGGAGGUGUUUAGGGAGGACUGGAUGGGCUCGCUAUUCACAUGCAAUUUUCUUGCUGUGUGUGGUUUCUAAUACAUUUGUUUUCCAAUA
Messenger RNA from Calypte anna (Anna's hummingbird), 3686 nucleotides. It is a transcript of the gene MCM2, whose product is annotated as minichromosome maintenance complex component 2. Gene Ontology annotation, cellular component: nucleus; MCM complex. Gene Ontology annotation, molecular function: 3'-5' DNA helicase activity; single-stranded DNA binding; ATP binding. Gene Ontology annotation, biological process: DNA replication; double-strand break repair via break-induced replication; mitotic DNA replication initiation. Lineage: Eukaryota; Metazoa; Chordata; Aves; Apodiformes; Trochilidae. The transcript is spliced from 16 exons. The record is from RefSeq and is a predicted model, not a curated record. Bases 307 to 2787 code for a protein of 826 amino acids.